GUCCUCGAGCUGCUUUCGUAGUCGGCAUCGGCCAUCCGCGACGCGAGCUUUCGCUCGGACUACAAAGGCUUCUCUCGUCGAUCAUUUUUUACGUCGCGAACGUGCAAUCGAAUUCUUCACGCGAAUUUUACGAUAAAGGAUAAAUUAUCAAAUUCGUUUAAGUAUGUAAUUUAAAAGAGCGUGAGAGAGAGAGAGAGAGAGAGAGAGAGAGAGAGAGAAAGAGAGAGAGAAAAGAAAAUUAAAAUAAAUAUAAGAAUAGAAUCGCUCGGUAAUUUUACACGGUAAUGUAAUAUAAAGUGCAUCGAGUUUUUCUAUGAAAAAGUAUAUUUAUAUAUUCGUAAAUAUUUAAUUUUAGUUUAUAAGUUGUUUAAUAAAAAUAUGGAUAUGUAUUCGUGAAGUGACAAUUUUUGGAGCAAUCAAAAGGAAUACAGUGAAAUUCAUCGGAUUUGAAGAAGAAGUCGAUGUGGUCGAGGAUCAUACUGUUAUACGAUUAAUCGUUCACCUUCGAGAACGAUUUUGGAAAAUGUGCUUUUUAUCGUCGUACGCUUUGAUAAAGUGAAAAUUCGCGGAAGGAAAUUAACGCGUAUAGAAACAGUGAGAGCUAUCAAGAAUAAUAGAGAAAUAAAGGGAAUGUACGUAGCCGCGAGUGAACGGCGACUCUAUCGGUGGCUCUAAAUUUCGCGCUACGCGAACGCUUCGGUGAAUUCGUUGGGUGGAAGCGACGAACCUUCCGCGAUUCGCACGCUCGUUCGUUCGGGAUGUGCUCGUCGAGACGGAAGAAUUUCGAUGCACCGCUUGGAAUCGCGGGAAGUCGCUCUUAACUUCGAUCGGAGAUCAUCGGAGGAACAAGAAGAAGAAAAAGAAGAAAAAGAAGAAAGGGAGGAAGAAGAAGGAGGAGGAGAAGGAGGAAGAGAACUUCGGUGACAACGGAGUAUCGUUGGAGGUAGAAGAAAGAGAAGAGUCUGCAAGAAUCGGUGGUUGUUGUAGUGGUGGUGGGAAGAGAGAGAGAGAGAGAGAGAGAGAGAGGGUGGGAAACCACCCCCACCAAGCGAUGGAUCUUGCGCUUCUACUCUUCGUGGUGCUGCUCAGGCAAGAAGUCGCCGCUCUGAAGCUACUACGUAUAAACGUCCCAUCGUACACCUUGAGGGGCAAGAACGCGCUUCUGGAGUGCAGAUAUGACCUAGAAUCGGAUAAGCUCUAUUCUUUUUCAUGGUACAAGGAUCACGAAGAAUUCUACAGAUACGUACCAAGGAGUGAACCAACCCAACAUAGUUAUCACGUCGAGGGUAUUAAAGUGGACCACCGAAACUCCGACUACAGACGAGUACACCUUCAAGAUGUCGGACUUAACACCAGCGGAAGGUACAAGUGCGAAGUUGUUGCAGAGGCACCCAACUUUAACUCGGUUAUCGCUGAGGCCAAUAUGGAGGUCGUAGUUCUACCCGAAGAAAGUCCCGCGAUAACGGGCGAAGAAAAGAUUUACGCUAGCGGCGACGUUCUUGCCCUGAAUUGCACCAGCGGCAGAUCCCAUCCCGGUGCACAUCUGAAGUGGUUCAUCAACGGCGAACAGGUGAAAGCGGAUUCGGAACUGAGGCACGAGCAGCACGGCUUGAUCUCGACGACAUCGACUCUGCGACUGGAACUCGAGCCAGAUCAUCUCUCGAGCGAAAAGAUAAACGUCAGGUGCGAGGCAAUCGUUCAAUCGAGCCAAAAAACGAACGAUUCAUACAUUGACUCGCGUACAACGGAAAUAUUUGUUCAAGGCCAAUCCAGUCUCUUGAGGCCGUCCGCUUGUUUGCUGGUGGCCCUACUCUUACUACAACGAUUAUUGGUGCCUCAUUAGACACCUUAAAAGGGCAAAGGAUUUCCUAUGACUUUCUCCCUCUCCCUCUCUCUCUCUCUCUCUCUCUCUCGCUCUCUCUCUCAUCUCGUUUUUUCUUAGCCUUAUAAAAGAGAAGAAAAACAAAAAGAAAUAUCUUUUAAAAAAAGAAAGAGAGAAAGAGAGAGGGAGAGAGAGAGAGAGAGAGAAUGAAAAAGAUUGUCAAAAGUCGAAGAAAAGAGUAGAAGAAAACGGAGCCUUGAGUUUCGUGACGAAAGACAAUCACACCUUCGAUGCCGAUCGAUGGUGAUGAAUGAUCAUACGAUUGACAAUGAACAGAUAUUGGAGUAGUAUUCAAUUAAUAUAUCGUUGACUGUACAGUCUCUCGCAUCUUGCGAAACGGUACAAAAUAUCUCAAGUUGUUAUUUUCGGGAUCUAACACCCGAUAUAUAAAGAUUAUCCGUAGAUAGUCAAUUGUGCGAAAAGAAUAUCCUGAAGGAACGUUCAUGAAGGAAAGCAGUAAGAAGGAAUGAAGUAAAUGUCGAUUCACAAAAAAAGGUAUUAAGAGCUCGGAUAACGCACAAGAAAAGGAGAGAGAGAGAGAGAGAGAGAGAGAGAGAGAGAGAGAGAACAUAUAUCUUUAACGUCAUCAUAAUUGAGCACCGAAUAUUUCAGGUCACUAUAAUAUAAUUUAACGCGAUGACGAUUAUUAGCUUCCAACGAGAAUUAGAUUUUGUCCGUAUGAAAAUCAUAUCAUUUUUACAAAGCGUCAGAUGAAUUCCCUUUUUACUCUUGUCAAAUGGAAAUAUCUAACGCUAUAAAGAAAGUCAUGAAAACUACCAUCGUAGAGUUUCGCGUGUUUCUUUGAGACGCGACAUCUUCCUACUUGACUUCUUCUCCGUACGUAGAAGUAAAAAUUGGGAUCAAGAAACACAGCGCAUACGUUUGAAAAAGGUAAAUUCAACAUUGAUUCCACGAGAAAGAAAGAGAAGAGAAAUAAGGGUAAAAGCUUCGAAUCGGAAAGCUGCGGGACUUUUAUUUUUUACUAUGAGUAUAUCACAGAGAGUGCCGUUCGUUCUCCGUCGUGUGUCGACGAGCCUUUCCAUUUCGGCGAACGCAUUACCAUGAGAGCGUUAUUGCUGGUAUGUAUAACAAAAAAAAAAAAAAAAAGAAAAAAGAAAGAAAAAAAAAAGAAAGAAACAAAAAAGAAUUUAAAAAGAAAAAAAGGAACACGAAAAGCAAAAGUUCGUGCGCCGUGAUCCUUUUCUAUGAUAAUUAGGUCGUUAUUCAAACGCGUCGUGCAAAUGGUUCUACGCAUUCGAGGAGAAACGAAAUGAAUCUCGUUGGACGUUUUCGAUCUUUUUUCGUACGCUUCGUUCGUUGUUUCACAUAUCGUCGCGCAAGCUUCGAUCCAUCAUAAUCUAAAAUAUUUGAAUUAACACGACGACCUUUUUAUAUCUAUCGAGAGGAAGUAAAAUAUAAAGUACUAUCUGAUAUAUUUCGUAAAAGUAAAAAAAAAGAAAAGAUGGAAAACGAAAAAAGAAUAAACAGUAAGAAUAAUAAUAGUAAUAAUGCAAGUAUCAGGGGCUCGAAAUUGAGUUGGUUGAUAAAAUUCCAAAUGAAAGUUCAUUCCAUACACAGAAAACAUAAACUUUGAGUAAGCACGUUGGACUUUUUUCGCGACUGCGGAAAAGUCGUAGACGAGGAAGUAGGGAAUUACGUUACGCGGUGAACGAACGAAGACGAUGCGGACGAAAAGUUUAAGGUCCGAGCGAAAGAGAGAGAGAGAGAGAGAGAGAGGGGGGGGGAGAGAGAGAGAGAGAGCAACUUUGGUGUUACGUAGCAUUUAUAAAACUUUCCGAAUGCCACUUGUCCACCGAGGCGAAACUUGAGAUCGUUUCCCAUGGAAACGCCUUCCUUCUGCCGAGGUAGUUUUCUACUAUUCGACGAGUACUGCUGUAGAGUAGAGUCGGCUACGCUUAUCUCCGGACGACUAACAGAAAUGAGAACGUUCUCGCGCUUCUACCUCGAGAACAAUGAGGAACCCCAUCAAAACGGUCGACCGACACUCGACUUCUGGGAGAUCCGUGAUUAAUCCCAACUACUCGGGAAACACGAAACAUUCGGUAUAACGAGUCCUUAACUCAAAGUACAUUUGAUAAUUCACGAUCGUAUAGAAUAAAACGAUUUGGGUAAAAUGACAGAGGCAAUUAUUGAAUUUAACGAAUGUCUAUCUGCUGGUUGAAAUGAAGAGAAAAAUUCAAUGUCGAUCGGAUCUAAGAAAUCGGACAUCGAUGACCUUAAUACUUUAUCGAAGAAAAAUUUAAUAUAGCAAAAGGUUAGAUCGAAGUAUUGAGAUAAGAAAGGUGUAUUUAAGAAAAAUCGUUUAUAGCUAGAUCGACAUUUAGGUCUGAACUUUCAGUAGGACGUUAUCGACUCGUUCCACUGGAUGACAGUAGUAGUCGAACGGCCUCGUAUAAUCGGCCCCAUUCAGAGGUGCCACAACGUCUUUCACGAGAAGCACAAGCUCAAAUCUUCCUCCCAUGAUAGAUGUUAUAUAACGACACUUGGCACUCGAUAAUAAACCCGCACACGUACUUACACAAAGAGAUACGGGCAGACGCAUGAUAUAGCGCGCGACAUAUCAGAAUACGUAGACCGUAAUAUGCGGUCGUCCUUCCAUUAUAGUACGCUUCCUCUACACGUAGUCUGGCCUAUCAACCUCGGUGAAACGAAGCAAAGAGAAGAGAAGAGAAGAGACGAGAAGAGAUGAGAUGAGAAGUGAGACGUCGCAUCGCGUCGUUAGACCACGCGCAUCAAGCCACUCCGCCGGUUACUUUCUGCCUAAAAGCAACGUCUUUUAGGCUGGUAUCUCGAAGAACCAUCGAUAAAGUAUCGUACCAUCCACGUAUAUAGUUUCCCCGAGUAAAGUAGACGUCGAAGUAACACCAAUGGUUUGUAAUAGCAGUGGCGUUGGUAAUAGUAGUAGUAUCACGUACUAGUAGUAGUAGUGCUAGUAGUAGUAGUAGUAGUAGUAAUGGUAACACUAGUCUGACACGCGUGAUAACGUCUUCCUGCGUUUUCAAGAGGAUCGACUUUUCAAAAGAAAGGCACGCGAAAAAUCGAAUCGUCAUUCGAGCCUUUCUAGUCGCGAUAGCUACUAAGAGCCCACAUCCGACACACGCGCUCGGAGAUAAAAGUAAACCUUCGAAAGAAGAAUCGUGCCUGGUGAGAAGGGAAAAGAUCGAAAGUAAUAGAGCAAAAGAAGAAGAAGAAGAAGAGGAAAGGAGUAGGGAUAUUAAAGAGAGAACCGAGAUCAGGGAGGAGGAUGCUAAAGGUUCAAGAGAUGGGAAAGAGGUGUGAUAGGGGAAGGUGGUAAAGGAAAGAAAAAUUCUCGCUAACGUUUCGUCGUCGAGCGAGGGAGCGAGCUCGUUCGAGCGAGCAAAGCUAACCCAAGCCAGCAGCAUCCAGACUUCUCGCAUCCAACUUUUCUAUUUUCACCGCCUACUUUUAUCUCUUGCACUUUCCUACUUUCUCUCUCUCUCUCUCUCUCUCUCUCUCUCUAUCUAUCUAUCUCUAUCUCCCUCUCUCUAUCUCUCUUUGUGUUGCUUAUUCUUUCUUUCUUUAUCUUCUCCUUGCACGACACUAAGCUCACUUACUCGCUUUCGAAAUCUCGUUGUACGGCCACGACUACGAAGACGGCUGUUUCUAUUUCUUUCAGUUUUCUAUGCGUUUCUCACUUCCUUGAAAUAACCUUUCAUCGACACAACGUUGUCGUUGUAAAGUACACGUCUUCUGUCGUCUCUUUUUCCUUGUCCUAUUUGUCGUCGUCGUCGUCGUCGUCGUCGUCAUCGUCGUUCUCAUUGUAAAUGGAAAAGAAAAAGAAAAAAUGCGUGUGGUCUACGAUCGAUGCCGAGGCUUCUCUCUUCCAUCGUUCGAAAUAACGAUUAAACGAUCGACUCCAUAAUAAUAAUCAUUGAGAAGAUAUUUUGUUAAUCCUACGUUCUCCCGUAUAUACGCUUAUAUAUAUAUAUAUAUGUACGCUCAUCUCGAGGCAAUAUUUUACAGGUCACGUCAAAGCCUCCUUAAAGUAUUUAAACGGCAUAAAAUUUAUUUUGAAAUCCCGCAGCUUCUUUUUCCUUCGGCGACGACAGAGAAAAAGAAAGAGACAGUGAGAGAGAGAGAGAGAGAGAGAGAGAGAGAGAGAAAAGAAAAGAAAAAAAAAGCAAAAAUAAAAAAAUUCACGUCGUCCAUUUUUUCCCUCUCUAACUUUCUUCUACCCAAUAUUCCACAACGCCACGCAAAUCAAUAUCAUCGACGAUCCCAAUCCGCUCGGUCGUCGAUAUCGGUCGCGCACGAUCUCGAAAUAUUUUGUCACGCGUUCUGACUCUCACGUUUUCUCCGUGACAUAACACGAGAUACAUACGUACAUACAUAAAUACAUAGAUAUAUACGUAUCCAUGUACAUAAAUAGAUACAUAGAUACAUAUCUUUUUUGCUCCGGACGAUGGCCCCCGAGGCCGUGAAAUCGUCGACAUUCCUAGUCGAGAACGUGAAAAUUUUAAAAUCACUAAAAAAAAAAAAAAAAAAAAAAAAUAAAAGAAACAAAAAAGGAAAGAAAAUCUCGACGAGAGAUUUGUAUAAACAUUGUACAUAUAUGCAUAUAUAGGUGAACAGGUGUGUGUAUAUGGAAGAGAAAAAGAAAGAGAGAGAGAGAGAGAGAGAGAGAAAGAAAAAAAAAAGUGUGUGCGUGUGUGUGCGUGAGAGAGAGAGAGAGAGAGAGAGAGAGAGAGGUGAGGGUACGCGCAAUGAACCAAGAGAAAAAGCGUUUUGUAUCGCGAUACACUAGCGUGGAAGCGAAUUUCAAAGAACCUUUUGUGCUUUCGAUGGUCCAUUAAAAGAGUGAAAACAAAAAUGAUGCGUCCUCGUCGUUCGUGUAUAUAUAUAUAUAUAUAUAUAUAUAUAUAUAUACAUAUACAUAUACAUAUACAUAUACAUACGUACAUACAUAUAUCAAAUAUAUACAUAGUUCGUUGGCAACAUCAUCUUCCUCCUUCGUUCGAGCGACGCAAGAAUUUUUUUUGCGAUCGAACGAGAUCUCGAAAAUUCUACUCCCGUCUCGUUCGUUCGCGAUCGAUCGCAUCACACGUGGUUAGUAAUAAAUGGGGAAAAAAAAAGAAGAAGAAAAAAAAAAAAAAGAACAGGAGAAAAAAGAAAAACAGAAAAAAUAAAGUAAAGGAAAGAAAAAAUAAGAAAACCAAAAAAAAAAAUGAAAAUAAAAAAAAGAAGUACUACUCAGUGUUGUUUAGCCUUCAGUUGUUACAAGCUUCCGAUACACUGUUACAAUUAAGGAAAUUUAACGAAACAAAACAAGAGAAGAAAAAGAAUAUGCUCUGUCUGUGUGUAUGCGUGUGUGUAUGUGUGGGUGUGAUGUGUGGGUGUGAUGUGUGCGUAUGCGUUCGUUCGUUCGUUCGUUCGUUCGUCAUUCGUUCGAAGGGAACACGCAAAACCAAUAAAUGCAUAAUAUACAUUGUUUAACUCGUGGAUCACUGUUCAAACGAGAAGCUUCGUCGAGUCGAAACGCAUACAUAUUUACCUACGCAUACACAUAUUAUACAUAUAUACAUACAUACAUGCAUACAUUGCUAUGCAAUAUGCAUCACCGCUCGAAGAAACUUUUCUCGCCCGUUCGCGCGCACUUUAUUAAGAUACCCGAGGAAGGAAACCCACGCGAAAGAAUAAAAGAGAGAGAGAGAGAGAGAGAAAGAAAAAAUGUGAAAAAGAAAAUAAAAAAAAAAGAAAAUAGUAAAAAAAAUAAAAAUAAGAAAGAGAACAAAAAAUGAAAAAAGAAAAACAGAAUUAUGUACUUAUGUGUAUGGCCUAAUGUAUAUAUUUCGCAUAUUUAGUAAUAAAUCAUAUUUCAUUAA
Molecule: messenger RNA, 7746 nt
Organism: Vespa crabro (European hornet)
Lineage: Eukaryota; Metazoa; Arthropoda; Insecta; Hymenoptera; Vespidae
Exons: 9
Coding region: 1052-1843 (263 amino acids)
Source: RefSeq, a predicted model, not a curated record